AUGAAUUGCUUAAUCGAUAAUGAAUUCGAGGUCAAUUCAAUUAAUACAACCGAUUCCGUCCAAUUAUCAGAUAACCAUAUUCAAGAAUAUCAAGAUAUUCUUAACUUUUUAGCGGAUGAAAAUGUUUUAGCUUAUGGAUGUGUUUUGAAGGAGACAAUUCGUUUGACGGAAGAUUUGGUCGGUCGUCGAAUUACGAACGAAGUUGUGAUAAAUUUCGUUUCUCAAGCCGCCAUUCACCUUUCCAAGCGUCAAUGGGUUCAUUACGGAAAUUCAACUGCGCGACUCGAACUUCACCUCCGCGCCAUGUCUUCCGUAUUACACAUCUUCUCACAAUUGAUUGCUAACGAGUCCGGUCCAAUGAUUGAUGCAAAGGUCCGUGAAACACUUUAUAAAUCCGUCUCAAAGUUCUGGGCUACUUAUCGCACUUCAAAAAUUAUAAAUGCGAAUAUCACGUUCGCCCUUCGUGAAAUUCGAACUUGCUUGCGAAAGAUUAAGGAUGAUCGUAACAUUGCACUUGGUGUUACUGUAAACAUUUUUGAUGUCAUCUCUAACGUUAUAACAAAAGAAUAUUGGGCCGCUGCGGGUUCUUUUAUCAAAGCUUUAGACUUUGAAUACCCCGCUGGAGAGUGGUAUUAUGAUUGGCAAGAAAUACGAGUAGAAUUUUUCAAAUUACGCCAACAACUUUCGGAAAUUGAUGAUUCGGCAAAAUCGAAAACGGUUACUCAAUUUUAUAAUCAUUUAUAUAAAUUAUCAACCGAGGAAUUUGAAACUGUACGAAGGAAAAAUACAGUAAUUAGGAAUUUUGAAUAUAAGAUGCUUAAAUCUGGAGGGAGUAUUGCAGGGUGCUCAUUACCCGAUCAUAUCGAUACCCUUUUGAUCGGGUAUUUGGAUUUAAUUCAACGGAUGCUCACGGAAUUCCCUCAAAUGAGUAUACAUACUCUAGAAAUUAUUGGAUUUUGUAACGAAAUAUAUGACUCGCACGUUAAAAAACAAUUGACGUGUAAAGCCGUAGAAGUUUUAUAUGUCAUAAACAAAAUUAGCAAAAAGAAACUGGUCCGAAAUAUGAUUAAAGUGACUUUCAAGUCUCUUCAACAAGCCACGCCUCCCGACUCUCCAACUUCGGCAAAUUUUUCAAAUUCAUCACAAGAACGAAUUAAACGAAAAAAUCUAAUUCGCAGGGCUCGCAAUGCUAUUAUUGUUAAUUCAAACCUAAGUGAAAUUCCAAACAGAAUAAUGACGAAUUUCCAAAAGAUUCGUCAAAAACAAGUAUCUAGUUUGCGUAAUCGUAUUGUGGAUAAUGUGGAAAAAUUGAUGAAAGAGAAGACUAAGGUCGGUAAAAAUGUUCAAGAAAUUAGAGAGAUUAAAGAAAAGCAAGAUAAUAAAUUGUCAGAGGAUAAAUCUGAUCAAGAACCGUUUUUACUUAAAGUUAAAAGAUUCUUGGGAAAAAGAGAUGAAGAGAAAAAAACAAGAUUGAACAACUUGCAAGAGACUUCAAGAGUUGGAAGAAGUAAUUCUGAUCAAAACCAAGAAAAGCAAGAUAAUAAAUUGUCAGACAAUAAAUCUGAUAAAGAACCGUUUUUACUUAAAUUUAAAAGAUCCUUGAGAAAAAGAAAUGAAGAGAAAAAAAAAAGUUCGAACAACUUGCAAGAGACUUCAAGAGAUGGAAGAAAUAAUUCUGAUCAAAACCCUUUAUAUAAAGAUAAAGCCGAGAACAAAAAUAAUAAUAUUUCUGCAGGGGAGAUCGGCGAAGUGAGCGACAGCGAUUUAACCAUUGAAAAUGAAUUUACGCAUCAAAAUGAUUUGGAUAAUGUUACCUCUUCUAAUAUUACAAACGAAGAAAACGAACAUAAUGAUAACAUUUUACUUCAAGAGGAAGUGAAAGAGAAUCCAAAUGAAAUGGAAGUUGUCGAUGCUGAUCAUGAGUAUACCUUAGAAGAAGUUGAAGAAAUUCUUAAGCAUCAAAAUGAUUUGGAUAAUGAAAUUACUUUUACCUCCUCUGAUGUCAUUAACGAAGAAAAUGAACCUGAUGAAGUAAUAAAACAAAUCAACAAUUAUUCACAAUGUGAUGAAGAGAAUCGUCACAUUACAAUCGAUGAAGAUGUUGAAUGUUUUUAUAUGCAACAUAUGGAUAGUGUCGAACUCGAAGAGAUCUUAAAUCAUCAAAAAUAUCUGGAAGAUGAACAUAUAACGGAUAAUGCUUUUGUGAAUGAAGAUGUACACGAUUUAAACAUUUCAACGAAAACUCCCAAAACCAAUGAAAACACUUUUGUAGAGGAAUUUGAAGGGUUAUACCUAGAUAAUUUUGAAUUUCCGAUUAUAGAACAACCAAAAAUAUUAACGCACGAAGUUGAAAUAAAUAAUACAUGUUCUUAUCAACCACCUCCUUAUGAAGAACUGUCAUCAUCCAAGUCAGCAUUAGUGAACUUUUAUGAGUUUAGGAAAUUUCUAUUAACUCAACAUGAGGUGGAUUCGUCUAAUCCACUAUGGAAUGUAGAUAAUGUUAAUGAUUUUGAGGAAAUGUAUUCAAAAACAUUUAAAGAUUUUGAUAAAAAAGUUCAAUAUAUCAACUUCAUCAAUGAUGUACAAUAUAAUCAAAUUAAACAAAUUAAUCAAUCUUAUGAAAAAGCACCUUCUUAUGAAGAACUGUCGUCAUCCAAGUCAGAAUUAGUGAACUUUGAAGAGUUCAAGAAAUUUUUAUUAAAUCAACAUCAGGUAGAUCCAUCUCAUCCAUUAUGGAAAGUAGAUAAUGUUCAAGAAUUUGAAGAGAUAUAUUCAAAAACAUUUAAUAAUUCUAAACCUCAAGAUCGAUAUGUUAAUUUUGUCAAUAAUGUACAACAAAAUAUCGUAAUUAAUAUCGAGCGACAAGAUCCUAAUGAAAUUGAAUCUGCAUUUUUUAAUUUAUGUAAAAAAGUUUUUGUAAACAUAGUUGAAAAUAUAACUGAAGGUACUAAAGCUGCGAAAAAGAAAAGUUUAAAUGAAAAAAGUUGA
Messenger RNA from Funneliformis mosseae, 2988 nucleotides. Lineage: Eukaryota; Fungi; Glomeromycota; Glomeromycetes; Glomerales; Glomeraceae. The record is from the annotation of a GenBank genome assembly.